AUGAUGAUGGGUGACGAAGACGAUGAGGAGGAGUAUCAGAGGGCAGUGUUAGAACAAGUCUUUGGACCCUCAAUCUCCGACGAAGACGACUGCGACGGUGGUAGAUUAGAUUCCGAUUCCGAUUCAGAUAUGGCGGAGCAGUAUCAAAGGACAGUGUUAGAACAAGUGUUCGGACACUCAUCCUCUGACGAAGACGACAACGGUAGAUCUGAUUCCGAUUCCGAUAAUUGCAAAGAGAAGAAGAAUUGGGAAAGUAUCGAAGAAGUGAAAGGGUUAUGGAUAUUAAGAAACUUCCUAUCAGUUCAUCAACAAUCUCGCUUACUCUCAUCAAUCGAAUCGGAGCAAUGGUUCACACAGCCUUCAAUCAACCAAGCAAUGCGUUUCGGUUAUCAAAACCUACCUCAUUGGGCAAUUAAACUCUCCAAUUCAAUUCUUCGUUCUUGUUCUUCGUCUUCUUCCCUUUUUCCACCAAAUCUGUUGCAGAGGGAACCGUUGUUUGAUCAAAUGAUAACAAACUUCUACCUACCAGGUGAAGGCAUAACUCCCCAUGUUGAUCUCUUGCGGUUUGAAGAUGCCAUUGCUAUUGUAUCUUUGGAAUCAUCUUGUGUCAUGCAUUUCACUUCCGAGUCACAAUCUGUUCCUGUUUUGCUUACUCCUGGUUCGUUGGUCUUCAUGUUUGGAGAUGCUAGGUAUAAUUGGAAACAUGAGAUUAAUCGGAAACCUGGGUUUCAAUCAUGGAAGGGAGAAUUGUUGAAUCAAACCACACGUACCUCUGUUACCCUCAGAAAACUCUGUUCCCAUGCUGCCCCAAUUUAA
Messenger RNA from Lathyrus sativus (Indian pea), 816 nucleotides. The record is from the annotation of a GenBank genome assembly. NCBI's taxonomy places the organism in Eukaryota, Viridiplantae, Streptophyta, Magnoliopsida, Fabales, Fabaceae.